GGAUCAUUGUGUCAAUUUAUUUUUGUAUGGUUACUGUGCCUGUUAUUUUGGGGAUUGUCAAAGGAAAACUUGAUCAUACACACAAAGUUGAAGGACUUCCAAGGACGUGACAACAAAUUUAACAGAAUUCUUUUUCAUUUUUUUUUUAUUAUUUUUUUUUUUGAGGGAAAGAAUUGUACGAAAACGGUGCGUUUGAAUGGCAAAGAAACGGAAAGCUUUAGAGAAGUAACAGCGAUGAUGGUGACGGAGUGUGAUUGAGCAAGCUCUGAAAAACUGAAACUCCAAGAAAGUAUCGGAAUUUUCAGAGAAUUGAAUUAGUAGUUGUUUGGGAGGAAUUUUGAAUUCUCUUUGGGGGGGAUUAAAUUGAAAUUUCCGAUAUGGAAUCGGCGAGGCAGGUCUUCACGGUGGAUCUUCUAGAGAGAUACGCAACAAAAGGACGGGGAGUGAUUACAUGCAUGGCUGCAGGAAACGACGUCAUUCUGUUGGGAACCAGUAAAGGAUGGGUUAUUCGCCAUGAUUUCGGGGUUGGCGAUUCAUACGAUAUUGAUCUCUCUGCGGGUCGUCCUGGGGAGCAAUCCAUACACAGAGUUUUUGUUGAUCCUGGAGGGAGUCACUGUAUUGCUACGGUUGUUGGUAGUGGUGGGGCUGAUACGUUUUAUACUCAUGCGAAAUGGAACAAGCCCCGUCUUUUGAGCAAACUGAGAGGUCUUGUCGUGAAUGCCGUUGCCUGGAACAGACAACAGAUUACAGAAGCUUCGACAAAGGAAGUCAUUAUCGGUACAGAAAAUGGUCAACUUCAUGAGAUUGCUGUCGAUGAGAAAGAUAAAAAGGAGAAGUAUGUAAAAUUUCUGUUUGAGUUAUCAGAACUUACUGAAGCCUUCAUGGGCUUGCAGAUGGAAACUGCUACCAUUAUGAAUGGAACUAGAUAUUAUGUUAUGGCUGUCACUCUUACACGACUUUAUUCUUUUACUGGAUUUGGAUCGCUAGAAACUGUUUUUGCUAGUUAUUUGGAUCGUGCUGUGCACUUCAUGGAACUUCCUGGUGAAAUACCAAACAGUGAAUUGCAUUUCUAUAUCAAGCAAAGAAGAGCUGUACAUUUUGCAUGGCUUUCUGGUGCUGGUAUCUAUCAUGGAGGACUAAAUUUUGGAGCACAGCAUAGUUCUCCAAAUGGAGAUGAAAACUUUGUGGAAAACAAGGCUCUUUUAGGCUAUUCAAAAUUGUCAGAAGGUUCUGAAGCAGUGAAACCCAGUUCUAUGGCAGUGUCUGAAUUUCAUUUCUUGCUUCUGGUUGGAAAUAGGGUUAAGGUUGUAAAUAGAAUUAGUGAGCAAAUUUUGGAGGAACUCCAGUUUGAUCAGACAUCAGAAUCAAUUUCAAAGGGAAUCAUUGGAUUAUGUAGCGAUGCCACUGCUGGGUUGUUCUAUGCAUAUGACCAAAACUCUAUUUUUCAGGUGUCUGUCAAUGAUGAAGGCCGAGGUAUGUGGAAGGUUUAUUUGGACAUGAAAGAGUAUGCUGCAGCUUUGGCAAAUUGUCGAGACCCACUCCAGAGGGAUCAAGUAUAUUUGAUGCAGGCUGAAGCUGCAUUUGCUUCUAAGGAUUAUCUAAGAGCAGCAUCCUUCUAUGCAAAAAUUAACUAUAUAUUAUCGUUUGAAGAGAUUACUCUGAAGUUCAUUGGUGUGAACGAACAGGAUGCUUUAAGAACUUUCUUGCUGCGGAAGCUUGAUAAUCUUACAAAGGAUGAUAAAUGCCAAAUAACAAUGAUUUCAACGUGGACAACUGAAUUGUACUUGGACAAGAUAAAUCGACUCCUCUUGGAAGAUGAUGCUGCUGUGGAUAACCGUAAUACAGAGUACCAAUCAAUCAUAAAAGAAUUCCGUGCUUUUCUCAGUGACUGCAAGGAUGUGUUGGAUGAGGCAACUACAAUGAGACUUUUAGAAAGUUAUGGUCGCGUUGAAGAAUUGGUGUUUUUUGCUAGUCUAAAGGAGCAGUAUGAAAUUGUAGUUCAUCAUUAUAUUCAGCAAGGAGAAGCAAAGAAAGCAUUAGAAGUCCUUCAAAGACCUUCUGUUCCUAUAGAUCUUCAGUACAAAUUUGCCCCAGACCUCAUAAUGCUUGAUGCAUAUGAAACUGUGGAAUCAUGGAUGACCACUAACAAACUCAACCCAAGGAAACUGAUUCCCGCAAUGAUGCGUUAUUCAAGUGAACCCCAUGCAAAGAAUGAAACCCAUGAAGUCAUCAAAUAUUUGGAGUACUGUGUUCAUCGUUUGCAUAAUGAGGACCCUGGAGUUCAUAACUUGCUUCUCUCUCUAUAUGCCAAAGAGGAAGAUGACAGUGCACUACUGAGAUUCCUACAAUGCAAGUUUGGGAAACGGCGGGAAAGUGGGCCAGAGUUCUUCUAUGAUCCCAAGUAUGCAUUGCGGCUUUGCCUAAAAGAAAAGCGAAUUCGUGCAUGUGUUCAUAUAUACAGCAUGAUGUCCAUGCAUGAGGAAGCAGUUGCUCUUGCGCUACAGGUUGAUCCUGAGCUUGCUAUGGCUGAAGCUGAUAAGGUUGAGGAUGAUGAAGACUUGAGAAAAAAGCUUUGGCUCAUGGUUGCCAAGCAUGUCAUUGAACAGGAAAAGGGAGCUAAAAGGGAUAAUAUUCGGAAGGCAAUAGCAUUUCUUAAGGAAACUGAUGGGCUUUUAAAGAUUGAGGAUAUAUUACCUUUCUUUCCAGACUUCGCCCUGAUUGAUGACUUCAAGGAGGCAAUUUGCUCAUCGUUAGAGGAUUACAACAAGCAAAUUGAAGAACUGAAAGAGGAGAUGAAUGAUGCAACACAUGGUGCAGACAACAUCAGAAAUGAUAUCAGUGCACUUGCUCAAAGAUAUGCUGUGAUUGAUCGUGAUGAGGAAUGUGGGGUAUGUAAGCGCAAGAUUUUAACAGUGGGUAGAGAGUAUCAGACUCGGGGCUAUACAUCAGUGGGACAGAUGGCAUCAUUCUAUGUCUUUCCAUGUGGACAUGCUUUCCAUGCACAGUGCUUGGUUGCCCAUGUGACACGCUGUACAACUGAAAGUCAGGCAGAGUAUAUACUUGACCUGCAGAAGCAACUUACAUUACUUGGAGGGGAGGCUAGGAGGGAUUCAAAUGGUAGUUUGACUGAAGAAUCAAUAACAAGCAUGAGGCCUGCAGACAAGCUUCGGUCACAGUUAGACGAUGCCAUAGCCGGUGAAUGCCCAUUUUGUGGGGACUUGAUGAUCGGUGAGAUCUCUCUGCCAUUUAUCCUCCAAGAGGAAGCAGAGCAGAUUAGUUCAUGGGAAAUAAAGCCCCAUAAUCUGGCAAACCAAAGGACUCUUUCUUUGCCAUUAUGACCAUUAACUUGGCAUUUUUGUGUUUACACAGAUCGACCUGAGUGCUUGAUAGUUGUUUUAUCACCAAUCUUUGGAGCUUUUCGAUAUAUAUAUAUAUAUAUAUUUUUAUUCCUUAA
Molecule: messenger RNA, 3454 nt
Organism: Ziziphus jujuba (common jujube)
Lineage: Eukaryota; Viridiplantae; Streptophyta; Magnoliopsida; Rosales; Rhamnaceae
Product: vacuolar sorting protein 18
Exons: 23
Coding region: 378-3338 (986 amino acids)
Biological process (GO): organelle fusion; vesicle-mediated transport; endosome organization
Cellular component (GO): endosome; HOPS complex
Molecular function (GO): protein-macromolecule adaptor activity
Source: RefSeq, a predicted model, not a curated record